Pestalotiopsis fici W106-1 is the source of this 1722-nucleotide messenger RNA. RefSeq lists its product as uncharacterized. Lineage: Eukaryota; Fungi; Ascomycota; Sordariomycetes; Amphisphaeriales; Sporocadaceae. The coding region runs from base 1 to 1722 and encodes 573 amino acids. The record is from RefSeq and is a predicted model, not a curated record. The transcript is spliced from 5 exons.
AUGCAGCUACAGACUUGGCUAGCACUCGGCCUCGCCACACUUGCGCACGCUGAAUACCCAAGUCUGACCGUCGAUCUUGGAUACGCCAAAUACGUGGGGAUUCACAACGAGACUACAGGUUUGAAUACAUGGAAAGGUAUGCGCUAUGCUGCGCCUCCUAUUGGAGAUCUCAGCUUCAGGGCUCCAAUUGAGCCCGAAAAGACGAACUUGACGAUAUCAGCAGAUAGCUAUGGAACUGCGUGCGUUCAAGCCUAUACUGUCUCUCAGAGACUCGGCAACAGCCCCGAGGAGACGGAUCAAGACUGCUUGUUUCUAAACGUAUACGCGCCCGAGGAAGCUAACAACCUUCCGGUUUUUUUUUACGUCCAUGGAGGAGGUUAUUUGCUCGGAGAUGGUAACCCAGACUUGUCUCUGCUUCUAAACAGCCACGACGGGGAGUUCAUGGCCGUCUCAUUCAACUACCGAGUUGGCGCUUAUGGCUUUCUUUCUUCAGAGGAUGUCAAGCAAAACGGAGACCUAAAUGCAGGUAUUCUGGAUCAAAGGCUAGCGCUGGAAUGGGUGCAGAAAUACGUCCACCUAUUUGGGGGAGACUGUUCCAACGUGACCAUCUAUGGGGACUCUGCAGGGGGAGGGUCAGUCAUGCUUCAUGCAAUGGCGUACGGUGGUGCUGAUGGCGACAGACUGUUCCAAAAGGUUAUAGCAGCUUCACCCUAUCUACCAAAGCAGUACAAGUACAAUGACGACUACCCGACCUUCCUGUAUGACCAAUUUGCACAAUUUAGUGGUUGUGGGGAUGCUAAAGAUAAGAUGGCUUGCUUGCGUACGCAGGAUAUGGAGGUCCUCCGGGAAGCCAACGAUAAUGUCACAGCUGCUGCAGUCAACGGGACGUUUGGCUUUGCACCUGUGACAGACGGGAAUCUCAUCCCGGGGCCUCCCUCCGUCCAACUGGUCGAGAAGAAAGCAGUCAAUGGGCAGUUCAUGUUGACCAACCACAACGCUGACGAGGCACCUGGUUUUGUGCCUGCAAACAUCACUACAGAAGCUGACCUGGUCGACUUUAUACGAAUAAGAUUUCAGUGGUUCGACGAUGAAGACAUCUCUGCACUUUUGGAGACAUAUCCCCUUACUAGCUGUAGCAGAAACGCGUCAAACCCUCGCUUUGCUACAGCAGGAGACAGUGGUCCUACAGCAGUCGAGGUUUCCCCAUAUGCGGUCGGCAAUCAGCAGCGUGCCUAUGCCAUUUUCUCCGAGGCAAACUUUGCGUGCCCUUCCUACUGGCUCGCUACAGCGUACACGGAUAAUUACGCCAAGACGUCCUACCUCCACACCUAUGCCAACCAACUCGCGCUCCAUUCAUUCGAUGCCAUGGUAUACUUUAAUAAGCCUUCGCCAUCGCAAGGUCCGGCAUUUGUUCGAGCAUUGCGAGCGAUCUGGGGCGCUUUCAUCACCACAGGGUCUCCCAAUAUCCCUAGUGCUGUUGCCAAUAACUCUGGAUCCGAUGUCCUAUCACACUGGCCAGUCUGGGGACACGAUCGCAUGGUCGUGUAUAAUCAGACUGGCGGCGUGCUCUCAAGUGAUGCUUCGCCGCGGGGGAAUAUUUCCGAUUACCAUGAUCCAGGUCUGAGAAACGACUUUCGUGAAGUCAAUGCCAGGACUUGGGAGGGAGGCAGAGGCAAUAGAUGCGACUUUUGGAAGCGCAUGGCUCCUAAAGUGCCCAUGUAG